This is a messenger RNA of Lentinula edodes (shiitake mushroom), 2046 nucleotides long. RefSeq lists its product as uncharacterized. Bases 49 to 2046 code for a protein of 665 amino acids. Gene Ontology annotation, biological process: DNA integration; DNA recombination. The record is from RefSeq and is a predicted model, not a curated record. Lineage: Eukaryota; Fungi; Basidiomycota; Agaricomycetes; Agaricales; Omphalotaceae. The transcript is spliced from 8 exons. Gene Ontology annotation, molecular function: DNA binding.
CGAUCUCUCCCUUGAGAGCUUAAUCUUUCCUACCAUACAUUUCUUAUAAUGGCUGCUAAUGCUAAACGCUCCACUGGCACAACAAGUCGAAAACAAAUCUCGAAAAAUUCCCCUAUGAAACGCCUCGCUGACCUCCGGCAGGAAACAAAAAUCAAUACUACAACUAACAUACGAGCAGUGAAUACUGUAAAGAAGUAUGCGGAGGUCGUAAAGCGGGGCCGUACAUGGCUAGAGGAGUUCUUGAAUGAAGAGGAGAAGGCAAAAGGCUGUUGUGAAGAUGGCAAAGAAGACGAGGAUCGUGAGGAAGAUAACAAUGACGAGAAUGUGGAAAUUGCGGACAACAGUAAAGCUAAUCCAAAAAUGGCUACUGAUCUUCGAGGCUGUCUUGAUGGAAAACCGAACCAGAAUACCCCAGAAGCCAUCGCCUUAUUUAUGUCGUGGAAAUGUUACAAUGAAGGCAGGAAGGCUGCAACAGCAAAUCAGAUUCAUGCCGCAUUCAAAUAUCAUUAUACUCAUUUAAAUGGUGACAAGUAUCGUGGUGCAUGGCGAUAUAACGAAGCUCUUCAGGAGUGGGUCGGAAACCCCUGUGAUUCUGCCCAAGUCGGAGACCUACACGAAGGGUGUAAACGCAAAGAUGGUGAAGCUGAGCGACGUCAUUCCACACCUGCCAGUAUUAUCAUCAUGCAACGGCUUUAUGCGUUCUCGAUUUCUACUUGUCCCGAUAACUAUCUGGUCGUUGAUGCGCAAUCACUUGCCUUCAAGACUCGUCACUUACGAUUUCGUGCCUAUUCAUCUCUGGGAUUCACUAUAUGGACAAGUGAAACAUCUGGUCUUCAAGCAAAACAUAUUGACCGUAAUCCACUUCCACGACCUGGUGCAACUCCAAGUGAUCCUCCAUUCAUUCAAGUCAAUUUAAGGGAUCGUAAAAAUUGGCAGAAAAAGCAAGCAAAGAAUGAGACUCAGCUGAAUGGACAUCGCUACAAUUUAUACCCUCAGAAGAUUCGGGCAAUAUGUGCCUAUACUCAUGUCUCAGUAUGGAUGGACUUUAGCGAGAAGCACAUUCUCAGGAGAAAGUACGAACCCGAGGAUUACAUUUUUCCAAACAUCAACGCAAAUGGUAUCACUGUUCAGAAUCAACCAGUAACACCUGAAGCUGUUCAGAAAAUGAUUGAUGAGUUCACGUCAUCUGCCGGUGUGCCAGGUGCAUUCACGACUCACUGCUUUAGGCGUGGAGGUGCACAGUAUCGCUUCAUGUUUGCACCAAUAGGUGAGCGCUGGACCCUUGCUCGAAUACGAUGGUGGGGCGGCUGGGCACCGAAUGAGAAGUGUGAUACCUUGAUACGGUAUCUAUUGGAUGAGUUGAAUACAUAUGAAGAGGAUCACAGCGACGCUCUUGCCCCAAUUGACCGAAGAGCUUCCGAGUCUCAUGCUGGCGAGGCCGCUGAGAUGAGUCCUGUAUCUGCCGCUGAAUGUCGAAGCCUUUUCCAAACUCAGUCCUUGGCUACAGAUUGCCAGUAUCGCCUCACCAAUAUUCCUCCGAAAUUUCCACACUCUUCUUUUCUGCCUAUUCGUAACACACAAAUCCCUUCGAGUCUGAUCUACUCUUCCGCUUCAUUUGUCCCAGUUGUGGGAGAUCACCAAACAACAUAUAUACAGGCUGCAUCAUCGUCUACAACACAAUCCUCAUUCUUACCUGAUCUCACCCAUGUACCGACUAUCCCGAAUAUACGACCUGGUCCUGAUGGAUGGAAACAGGUUGUCCGUGACUGGGAUCAUGCAGACCCCAGUCGUAACCACCACUAUGCACUUAGAAAUUGGAAGCCGGAAUGGGCCAAGGAAAUGAAGCUUGCAUCCAUUUAUAACAAGCGCAAGCUUAUUGCAACUGAAUUCAUCGAAGAGUUUGAGCGUGAUGAAGAGAGAUUCAAGCUUGCAUAUCCCUCAUACAAGAAGGGAAUCGAACAGUUGUUACAUGAGAUUCGUAAGUCUCGUCAAGAUCGAGGCCUCAUCAAACAGCGUAGAGGCAAGCAUUUGCGAAACCUUGAUUAA